Patiria miniata (bat star) is the source of this 3161-nucleotide messenger RNA. RefSeq names its product tetratricopeptide repeat protein 22-like. Gene Ontology annotation, molecular function: protein binding. The transcript is spliced from 2 exons. Bases 167 to 2653 code for a protein of 828 amino acids. The record is from RefSeq and is a predicted model, not a curated record. Gene Ontology annotation, biological process: signal transduction. NCBI's taxonomy places the organism in Eukaryota, Metazoa, Echinodermata, Asteroidea, Valvatida, Asterinidae.
UGAUAGGCCAUGACCUCGGCCGUCGAUCGUGAUUUUCAUUCAUAAGAUUUACCAGUUUAAUGUACUCCAUAGCGCGGCAGACAACACGGAACUAACACAGCAGAUCACAAAGCACGGCUGCAAUGGAUCGUUCAUACAACUGACAGUUGCUGAACAAGACUUCAAAAUGACUUCUACCGAGACGUUUGGUCUUUUCCUUUUACCUUUGACUACAAACAAAGGCCACAUCAAUGAGAUAUUGGCUAAGCGUGUAAUGGCAAUACGAACCCGCUACUUGGAGCUCAAGAAAGAACGACCGGAGCGACAUGCCAUCAGAAACCUCCUCGGGGUCCUCGCGUUUCGUCUCGGUCAGUUGGAAAAAGCUUUAGAGCACCUGAACAAAAUUCUCUCAGACGGUGAGGACCCCAAUAAUCUGAAUGCUUUAGCCAACAAGAAGUACGUGUGCGAGAAGUUGUUCAUGUUUCCAGAGGCCCAGCAAUGCGAGCAGAGGAUUAGCGAGCUACUACAAGAUGAUGAGGGAGGUUCAAGCGGUCGAUGCAGAAAGCUGAGGGCUCGUAGCUUGGCAGAGCAGGCCUUCGCAUAUUCCUUUGAACCGUUCGAAGAGUCGGUGACCUUCCAACGAUACAGUAAAUCAGUCGCUCUGUACCAGGAAGCAACCGAGCUUGCCGGAGACGUCAUCAGUCAAGACGAGAAGGAGGACUGGCUGUUCGCCUCGGGGAUGGCUUCGUACACGAUAUACACCAGAAUUCGAAGAGGAGGAUCGCGACAGGAGGACUCCAAAGCUCGCUUCCAACAAGCAGUCGACAAGUUUGUUCAGAUAGUGCAGACAAGCGAAGACAAUAUUCUACUCAGUGACAGCUGGAGACAUCUAGGAGAACUAUUCGAGAAAUAUCGCGAUCAUGCCCAUGCACACCUUCCUGUGGUUCCCGACAAUUUUCAAAUGUAUGUUCGCUGUCCUAAAAAGUGUUUUCAAGAGGCUUUGGCCGCCUCGCCAGACAACCCCCGAAUAAUUGCCAGAUAUGCGGAUUACUUACAAGGAAACUCGCCGUCCAAGGCAUUGGACUUACUAAAUCACUCGAUCGAAAAGGACCCGACUGUGUUUAACAUUCGAGCCUACUACAUCAGAGCAAGAAUUUGCAUGGGUCAGUACAAGCAAAAAGGGGAAAGGUCGUUACUUGAGAAAGCAGAAAAGGAUCUAGAAGUCACUUUUCAAUAUUCACACACACCGUGGCAUCUUGAAUUAAUGGCCGAAGUGUUUUAUUUGAAGGCCAAGGAUCCACAUUUUACCGAAAGUCCAUUGGACGUACAGAACAACUUGCAAAAAGCACUUAUUUUUUGCGCCAAAGCUGUUGCAUGUCAGGAUGGUCAGAACCGCCCGGACGUUCACAAACUCCGCGGAGAAUGCCUCUGCGCCUUAGGUCAGCACAGGGUGGCACUAGGGUGCUUCAAGCGGGCCGUGGAGUGCGAAUCGGCAGCCAGAUUGUAUCGUGGAAGCGCGGAUAGUCUUGCUCUUGAAUACGAACACAUCCUACGAUCCACCCCAUCACCUAUACCACCUGACUCGCCAUUGCUUGCUGAUAUGGUCUACUGGCUCCACCAAGCUGCUCAGCUAUGUCUGUCUAACCAUAAGACACUCAAGUCUCUUUCGAAACUACAAGAGCUUCCUCGGCAUUGGAUACGUUUCGUCAUGUACUGUCAUGACAACAAGCACAUCCAGAAAUACGAAUCGAUAAAAUUAGCAGCCUCGAAUCAAGACAAGAGUAACAGACGACAUCGCAGUUUACAAAGACAAAUGUCAUGCCUCGACCUCACUGAAGACUUGAACCUACAAGGAUUGUCCAUGAAAAACCGUCGUAAAAGCUUCCCCGGUACGGGGGAUAGUCAAGCCCAAUUAAGGUGCAACUCCAAAGCACCUGCUGAGGAUAACCGUCAAUUACGGGUUGCGUCAGCUCCCUCGUCUCAAGAGGAGUCAUCGAGUGGCAGAGAAGCUACUGCAGCAGAUCGCGACGGGACUACAUCCAUGUCUAAUGAUUCUGUACAUGUCGACCUAACAGACAUGUUGCCCUCAUCAGUAGAGUCGGGUGAUGAUGCGAAAGAAUCGGACACCUUUACACUAACAUUCGCUAGGAAUCGUAAAACUGGAAAAAUAGAACGCAUCAUUACAUCACCCUCUCCUCCGGACACGACAACCGACGACGUCUCAAGCAAACAUGUCUCGCCACCACCCGAAAGACCGCUGAAUCAGAAACUACCGUACGAUUUCUUCGUGAUAUACGCUGACACCGCAGAGGAAUGGGUUCUGCACCACUUGAUCCAAGAAUUAGAAGAUAGUGGCCUAAAAGGAUGUUUCAGGGACCGCGACUUUCCUCUCGGCAGGUACAAAUUAGCCGUUUACCCGGAAUUCAUCCAAAGCAGUGUCUGUACCAUCAUAGUGAUAACCGCAGACUUCGAGAAGUCCAAAGAUCAAUAUAGUGCCAUGGCGAUGGCCUUAGAACUUGAAACACCGGUGAUUCCGCUGUUAAGGGAUAAAAUGGACAUGCCUAUUGCUCUCAGAGGACGAACACAUCUCAAAGCUUAUGGUGCUGUGGACUGGGCCUGGUUACAGAGAGACAUCGAACAAAAAGUUACAGAGGUGAAUAGCGAUGCCACUUGAAGUGAGUGAUAUUCACCAAAAAUCCAGCACUAACAAAAUCUUGAGACCAAACCUCAUUUCUAUGCUAUACUCAGAAACGAACAUCAGUGCAUUAGAGGCCUUAAGGCGAUACUAAAAUGCUAAAAUUUACAACAGUCAAAUUAUUCAAGUUUUUAUAAGUACAUGUAUAUGUUUGUUUACAGAGGAAUAGCCAAAGGUGUCAUGUGAUUCAGCUCUAUUAACGUUGCUAUAAGCGUAAUUAAACACUGUUUACAAAAAUACCAAACUAUAGCACAUUUCACUCAAAACUGAGUAUGGUACAAAGUCUAUCAAUUUGGGAAAUCGAUCCUGCAUCCCGGAUGAUGAAGUGACCAAAGAUCAUUCAGCUGAACAUGAAUUUUUAUUUGAUGCACAAAAGCAAUUUAUUGUGCAAAGGACUGUAAAACAUUACAUUCCUUAUAUCCACAAACACCAAGUUAAGUGCACAACCAUUCAAAACCUGGAAAAAAUUAAAAGUUUCAUGACCGAA